This is a messenger RNA of Diabrotica virgifera virgifera (western corn rootworm), 876 nucleotides long. Its product is annotated as gametocyte-specific factor 1 homolog. NCBI's taxonomy places the organism in Eukaryota, Metazoa, Arthropoda, Insecta, Coleoptera, Chrysomelidae. Bases 272 to 586 code for a protein of 104 amino acids. The transcript is spliced from 2 exons. The record is from RefSeq and is a predicted model, not a curated record.
GGAGGACAACUAUCUAACUGACAACGCAGCUUAAUAUGCGUAAGAGUGAAACAGCACUAAUCCAAAGAAAAAAGAUGGUGUCGUCACUUCACUUUGAAUGACACUCUCUCUAUGUCAAUAUAUACCUCUAUGAGUAUAACGUGUUGUGUGUUGUCUACAUUUGAGGCUAAACGGCUAAACAAAUUUAUAGGUUAGAAAUAGAUUUGUUGUUAAACAAAGUCUUUGUUUUAUCCAUUUUAUCAGUUUACAUUGUGUAAAUUUUGGGCAAAUAAUGGCUGAAAGAAAUGUAAGCUGUCCAUUUAACCCACUACACAUCAUGCCCCAGAGUUCAUUACAAAGACACAUCAUCAAAUGUAUGGUGAACUAUCCGGACUUUGUGACCUGUCCCUAUAACGCACUCCAUCGUUUUGCAAACAAGACAUUGUUGGGAGAACACAUGACUGUCUGUGAUUCUAGAGACAAGAAGUACGUAUUUCAAGAGUUCAAUGACAACUGCCCUGCCAGCAAUCAUCAAACUGACAUUCAUACACCUGUUAAUGCCAGAGCCUUUAAUUUAGAAUUUGAAGAUUGGGAUGCUCAAUAUUAAUCUGUGAUAUUAUUUGUUUAACAUGUUGUGUUCAAAUGAUGUAAAAAGACAUUAUUCUCUUCAUGUUGAAGAUAUACCAAAGUAAUUUAAGUGCCUGUGCCGAUCGUCGAAAGACCUAAGGCCCCUUUGACUUAAAAAGUGAAUGUCUUUCAAUUCACUUACACGCAACAUGUUAAAAUGUUGAAAUUGAAGACACAAGUGAAGAAGAGGAAAACAUAAAUAUUUAUGUAUUUUUUUAUUACCCAUAGAGUUAAGCUUAAAUAAGUAAUUUGAAUAAAUUUUAAUCUUGA